GAUCUCCCCGAGCUCCCUUGGCCCGGUUCCUCCUCCCCUUCGCCAGCAGCUGCGCUUCACCCGGGACUGGACCGAGUUAGAGUUGAGGCGCCGGCGGAGUAGCGCAGAGUGCGUGCGUCCCCCGCGGGGGGGUUCGUGCCCGCAGGCAGAGGGGAGCCGGGCUCCAGCCCAGUUUGGUGCAGCCUUGGCAGCGACCAACAAGGAGAGGGAGCUCCAUUAAGUUAAGCCUUGAACAGAGCAAUGGGAUCGUAAUUGAUUUCAGUGCGAAGACUUUUAAUAGACCACAGUACUUUUGUGAAAGGCAGCAAGUUGAUACAAGAGCAGUUUCCCCACAGCAAAGAAAAUAAAAGUGCUUGGAGCAACUUAUUAAGGUAAACAGAUUGCGGUGGAUUUCUGGAUGGCAGAUCUGGAAUGGACACGAGUCCUCUGGGAGGAUUAGACUUGUCUGAAAAUAAUACUCCUAGUCUGCUAGGGAAUACCACCAUGGCAGCAGGUCUUGCAAAUGUAGGAAAUACAUUUGGAGGGCCACCAAGUUCUUUAGUUUCUAGACCUAACAAAUUCCAAAACUCGCCUAUAGAAGAUGAUGAUGAUGUAGUUUUUAUCGAACCUAUACAACCUCCACAAAAUUCUACGUCGCUGGUAGCAGACCAAAGGAACGCUGCAUUUACAUCAUCUAAAAAUGAAGAACUUAAAGGAAAUGAUUGCAAAAUGCUUCCUUCUCCAAAGGACUUAAAUUCUCGAAAGGGGAGUAUAAGUGAAACUAUUAUUAUUGAUGAUGAAGAAGACAUUGAAACAAAUCAAGGACAGGAGAAGAAUGCUUCCAGUUUUAAUGAACGAAGACUUCCAGAGUGUAAAAAUAGAACCAACGAAAUGGAAUUCUCACCUUCCAGUUUUUCAAGAAGUAAGGUAAAUUCAGGGAUAGGUAAUAGUGGUAUAACCACAGAACCAGACUCAGAAAUUCAGAUUGCUAAUGUUACUACAUUAGAAAGAGGUGCUAUGAGAUCUGUCAGUGUCGGUCAUUUAGAAAAUGAUGGUGACGGGCGUGACAUGAACCUAAUGAUUACACAUGUAACGUCACUGCACAAUGCCAGCUUGGGAGAUGUAUCUAACGGACUGCAGUCAGAUAAUUUUGGUGUUAAUUUGCAAACAUACACCCCAUCUUUGACUUCACAGACCAAGACUGGUGUAGGACCUUUCAAUCCUGGUAGAAUGAACGUGGCUGGAGAUGUAUUUCAAAAUGGAGAAUCUGUGACUCAUCAUAAUCCUGAUUCUUGGAUAUCCCAGUCAGCUUCCUUUCCUAGGAAUCAGAAGCAACCAGGUGUGGAUUCCUUGUCACCUGUAGCAUCCCUUCCUAAGCAAAUUUUCCAGCCUUCUCCCCAGCAACAGCCCUCUAAGCAGGUUAAAGUCACAUGUGCGAACUGCAAAAAGCCUUUACAAAAGGGACAGACUGCGUAUCAGCGGAAAGGAUCAGCUCACCUUUUCUGCUCCACUACCUGCCUAUCAUCAUUUUCACACAAACCCACUCCAAAGAAACUUUGUGUCAUGUGCAGAAAAGAUAUAACAACAAUGAAAGGUACCAUUGUUGCUCAAGUAGAUUCAAGUGAGUCUUUCCAGGAGUUUUGCAGUACAUCAUGUUUAUCCUUCUAUGAAGAUAAACAGAAUCCCUCAAAAGGAGCCUUGAAUAAAUCAAGAUGCACAAUCUGUGGUAAACUAACUGAGAUUCGUCAUGAAGUUAGCUUUAAAAAUAUGACUCAUAAGCUGUGCAGUGACCACUGCUUCAAUAGAUACAGGAUGGCAAAUGGUUUAAUAAUGAAUUGCUGUGAGCAUUGUGGGGAGUACUUGCCCAGUAAAGGAGCUGGAAACAAUGUCCUUACUAUUGAUGGUCAGCAGAAAAGGUUCUGCUGUCAGAACUGCGUUGGUGAAUACAAGCAGAAAUGUGGCCAAUUAACAUCUUGUACUGGCUGCAGAGCUCAGUGCAGGUUUUUUGACAUGACUCAGUGCAUAGGACCUAAUGGAUAUAUGGAGCCAUACUGCUCAACUGUAUGCAUGAACACACACAAAUCAAAAUAUGCAAAAUCACAAAGUAUGGAAAUUAUUUGCCACUUUUGUAAGCGAAACGCUUUACCUCAAUAUCAAGCCACAAUGCCUGAUGGAAAACUGUACAACUUUUGCAGUUCCAGUUGUGUAGCUAAAUUUCAGACGCUCAGUGUUCAGUCUUCAACAAAUGGUCAGUUCGUCUCUCCCAGUGAUAUUCAGUUGAAAUGUAAUUAUUGCAAAAGUUCUUUCUGUUCAAAGCCAGAAGUACUGGAAUGGGAGAACAAAGUGUAUCAGUUCUGCAGCAGAGCAUGUUCUGAUGAUUAUAAGAAACUGCACUGCAUAGUUACAUACUGUGAAUACUGUCAGGAAGAGAAAACGCUCCAUGAAACAGUGAAUUUCUCUGGUAUCAAAAGACCUUUUUGCAGUGAAGGCUGCAAGCUGCUAUAUAAACAAGACUUUGCAAGACGGUUAGGACUGAGAUGUGUUACUUGUAAUUACUGCUCACAGCUGUGCAAAAAGGGAGCAACUAAGGAACUUGAUGGUGUAGUGAGAGAUUUCUGCAGUGAAGAGUGCUGUAAAAAAUUUCAGGACUGGUACUACAAGGCUGUCCGGUGUGACUGUUGUAAGUCUCAAGGAGCCCUCAAAGAGAAGGUGCAGUGGCGCGGCGAGAUGAAGCAUUUCUGCGAUCAGCACUGCUUGCUCCGCUUCUACUGUCAGCAGAACGAGCCCAAUCUGGCCACCCAGAAAGGACCUGAGAACCUGCACUAUGAUCAGGGCUGUCAAACUCCCCGGACAAAAAUGACGGGCUCAGCUCCACCCCCUUCUCCAACACCUAACAGAGAAAUGAAGAACAAGGCAGUUCUUUGCAAGCCUUUGACAAUGACAAAAGCCACGUACUGUAAACCUCAUAUGCAGGCAAAAUCUUGUCAGACAGAAGAUGAGUGGAAAAAAGAGUACGUCCCAGUGCCUAUUCCUGUACCCGUCUAUGUUCCGGUGCCUAUGAACAUGUACAGUCAAAAUGUUCCUAUUCCUACCACAGUUCCUGUUCCUGUGCCAGUUCCAGUCUUUUUGCCCACUACUCUGGAUAGCACUGAGAAAAUCCUUGCAGCAAUAGAAGAGCUGAGGGGAAAAGUGCCCUCUGAUCCUCUGGAAGCUGAGCUACUGAACUUGUCAGGGGUGGUACCUGAACAUGUUGGAAAAGCUGAAGCUUCUGAUGUGGCCAGUGUGAUAGUUGACUCCAAUCUCCUAAACUCAGAGUCACGGACAAGCUUGCCUGAUGUUCCAUAUGAGCCAGACCUCGAUAUUGAAAUAGACUUUCCAAGAGCAACUGAGGAGCUGGAUACAGAAAAUGAGUUUUUAUUACCUCCUGUGUUUGGUGAAGAAUAUGAGGAGCAGCCAAGGCCUCGGUCCAAAAAGAAGGGCGUGAAGAGGAAAGCCGUGUCGGAGUACCAGGCGCACGAUGACAGCUCCGAGAACUCCGAGUGCAGCUUUCCGUUCAAAUACGCCUACGGGGUAAACGCCUGGAAGCACUGGGUCAGAUCCCGCUGCUUAGACCAAGAGCUUCCAGAGUUAGAGGAGCUGAAAUCAAUAAAGUCUGUGAAAUUAAAGGAAGAUCUAUUAUCACAUACUUCAGCUGAGUUAAACUAUGGGUUGACACAUUUUGUCAAUGAAAUUCGAAGGCCUAAUGGAGAGAACUAUGCACCUGACAGCAUCUAUUAUCUGUGUCUUGGAAUUCAGGAGUUUUUAUAUCGGAGUAAUCGGAAAGACAACAUAUUUAUUGAUCCAAUCUACCAGACGUUUGAACAGGAAUUAAAUAAAAUCCUUCGAAGCUGGCAACCAAGCAUACUUCCAGAUGGAUCAAUAUUCUCUCGAGUUGAAGAAGAUUACCUUUGGAGGAUUAAACAGCUAGGAUCCCAUUCACCUGUUGCUCUUUUGAAUACUCUGUUCUACUUUAACACUAAAUAUUUUGGCCUGAAAACAGUGGAGCAGCAUUUAAGACUUUCUUUUGGCACUGUUUUUAGACAGUGGAAGAAAAAUCCUCUAACAAUGGAAAGCAAAGCUUGUCUUCGAUAUCAAGUGUCUUCCCUGUGCAGAGCUGAUAAUGAAGAUAAAAUUGCUACUGGAAAAAGGAAACAUGAAGAUGAUGUGCCAGUAUUUGAACAAAUUGAAAACACAUCUGAUCCAGCUAGAUGCCCUGUGAAAAUGUUUGAGUGCUAUCUGUCUAAAAGCCCACAGAAUCUGAACCAGAGGACAGACAUGUUCUAUCUGCAGCCAGAGUGCUCCGUGUCGGCAGAGAGCCCCAUCUGGUACACUGCCACUUCCCUGGACCGCAACACUUUGGAAAAUAUGCUCGUACGGGUUCUUUUAGUAAAAGAUAUUUAUGAUAAAGACAAUUAUGAACUGGAUGAAGACAUAGAUUAAAACAAACUUCCAAAAACUGUCAAGACAACAAACAGCAUUAGAUAUAGUCAUGCUGCUAGACCUUUACUAUGGAAAACAUUUCAAGUUUACCCUUUGUUUUAUGAGUUUUGUAGCAGUGUGUACCCUCACCCGGGUAUUACCAUGUAAAUAGUUUGUGAGUGAAAGUCUCCAUUAUUCUAAGUAGUGGUUUUAGGAUACAUAACAAACACAUUUCAGAUUCUUUUUUUUAUUAUUUAUUUGAUUAGGUAUGUUUGUAACUUUUUACAUUGCAAAAUAUGAAUGAGAAUGUGCCAUGUGUAAUUUUUUUUCCCCUCGUAGUAAGAUACAUCCAUGUUGCACAACUCUGCUGUUGGAAGCUCCCUUGGAGGAGGCUCUUUUAAUGGCUUCUUAAACCAGAUGGUUGUGUAUGGGUAGCACUACUAAAGUUUAGAACUUGCUGUGUCUUUCAGAAUUUUUAAAUGAAUUGUAAACUAAUAGGUUUUUUACUUUUUAGUUACUGAAGCCUUAUAAGGUUAUGUAGAGAGAUUCCAUCUUAUGUACCAAAAAUAGACAAAAGAGAAUGCUGUCAAUAUUGGUGUACUGUAAUGUGAAUCUAUUCUGGUGAAAACACUUUUUUCUUGCCCUUAUUAAAACCUUAGUGUCCUUUCGUUA
Messenger RNA from Haemorhous mexicanus (house finch), 5109 nucleotides. RefSeq names its product zinc finger MYM-type containing 2 (gene ZMYM2). The transcript is spliced from 26 exons. The record is from RefSeq and is a predicted model, not a curated record. Bases 412 to 4458 code for a protein of 1348 amino acids. Gene Ontology annotation, molecular function: zinc ion binding. NCBI's taxonomy places the organism in Eukaryota, Metazoa, Chordata, Aves, Passeriformes, Fringillidae.